AUGGUCAAAGCUACACGAGGUAAUUAUGGACGUAUGAUAAUACGGGCUGAUAUAUUGACCACUUCAGGCAUCCUCGUCAAGUGCGACGCGUCCAUCAAAGCCAUGUUGGUCGAUAUUGACAGCAAGAGUGGCAACGAGUACAUCAUCGAGGAGCUGGACGAGGAACAUAUUCUGGUCAAAGAAACAAGAAUCAACGAGCUCAAGGCGCGUCUGAACCAGAUGAUGAAGGAGCGUCUCAAGGAGCCGGAAAGUUCAGAUUCCGAGUAG
Molecule: messenger RNA, 267 nt
Organism: Pyrenophora tritici-repentis Pt-1C-BFP
Lineage: Eukaryota; Fungi; Ascomycota; Dothideomycetes; Pleosporales; Pleosporaceae
Source: RefSeq, a predicted model, not a curated record